AUGGCUACAUCGGCUUUCGAUCGACAUAUCACACAAUACGCGUGUAUACACCCGGGUAACCAACCGAGGCACGCCGUCCAAGAGCUCACCCCUACGGGCCCUGGAGUGGUGUUUCUGAAACCUCAACCGUUGAUUAUUGAGGUUAUUGAGCGCCUGGUGCUGUCGAGUACGCCACUCGCUGGACACCCGGCGAUUAUGAGGCGCGUACAAAUUAUACAAGCACCUUACUCAUUCAAGAAAAACAUCGCCCGUACGGUUGAGGCUCUGGUAGUCCUGGACACCCAUUCUCUCGUCCGACUGAUGGUUGACUGUCCGGUUGUAUUGACCGCUGAAUUCACGCGCGUGUCUGAUAUUACGGGGCCGUUGGUUCACCUCGAUAUACUCUAUUAAUAUUGCAAAUCACAAUCAUAUACUUGGGUUACGUUGUCGCUAGCGAUUGCCCUGACCCAAAACAAAUUGAACCAUGCAAAUGCCUUAAAACUCUUCAAGGUACUCCGGACCUUAUAUGCAUCGGCACAGAAAUCACCGAUUUAUCGCACAUUAAUUUUACGACAAUUUACCAUUAUCAUAAACGUUUUCUAAACCUGGUAAUUAGCAACACCUCAAUCGAAACUUUAACUAAGAACAUGAUAUCAGAUGUCUAUUAUCAGCACCUACAUAUUAUCAAUAACCUAAAACUGAGCAACAUUAAUUUUAACAACACUUAUAUUUCGUCGCGAGAUAAUCUAGUAGAUAUCCACUUAAUUAAUUCGCCCUUGAUCACUUCAAGUUACGAUGUGUUUUAUUUGGUCAGCCAAUUGAAACCUUGGAAUCAGAUAACAAUUCAAAAUGUGAACAUUGAUCAUAUACCGGAUUUUGCGUUCACAGAGAAUGGACACCUUUAUAGCUUGACAAUUACCAACACCUCGGUCAAAAGUAUAGGCAGUUACGCGUUCGAGAAAUUGGUAAAAUUACAAAAAUUAAAUUUGAAAUAUAACAUGAUUUCAAAAAUACCAUCAAACGGUUUUACAUUUAACUUGGCUAGCACGGUUAGGCAGUUGGAAAUUAGCCUGGAUCACAAUCAGUUAAACGAAAAUAGUUUCGAUGAUAACUGGAUCAAUAAUCGUCAGAAAGUAGCUUUAGUAGUGUUUUGAACGAUCCGAUGAUUAAAUAUGUAUCGGUGUAUGGAAAUGAUUUUACAUGCGAUUGUUGGGUUAUGUAUUUAUUGAGUAACAUGGCUCAAUUCAAUCAUAAAGUGUCCUAUAUGUAUUGUAAGAAUUCGGUGAAUGCCCCAAGGGAUCUACAUAAACAUAUUGAAGCAUACAUUUGCUAAAAUAGUAAAAUAAAAUUAUUGAUAAAGAUUAAAAUGUUAUAUCCAAAAAUAUUUGAACCGUAGACU
Molecule: messenger RNA, 1378 nt
Organism: Oppiella nova
Lineage: Eukaryota; Metazoa; Arthropoda; Arachnida; Sarcoptiformes; Oppiidae
Source: the annotation of a GenBank genome assembly